AUGUAACUCCUUAAGAGGACAUGUUGCACCUCUUACAAUGCAAACUUUUUAUAGUGUUAAAGCUUUGAUUUUCUUUUUAGCCAUCGUAAAGUACAAACAAUUGCUUUUUGCCCUGUCUUAAUUCUGCCAGACCCUCAAUAACUUGCCAGAUUCAUUGAGACAGAAACUUUUCAGGGAUGCUAUAAGAAAUUGUGUCUGUUGGGUAAAGCAUAGAAUUGGCUACUGGCCUGCUCAGAAGCCGCGUUUAGAUAUUUCAAAAGCUAAUUAAGAUUUUGUACCAUGUGUGCAUUGAGAGCUCUCUGCCACUAUAUCUGGCAUGAUAAAACUUCUGAACACUGCAUUAUUUUUUUGUACAAAGAGUACAUAUAUGUACGCUGUUAUUUCUUAUCGGAUGUCAUCACGGAGGCCUGGCACUGCAUGACCUUGACUGGCCCUGAAUUUGAAGAUGUGGAGUUCCUACUGUUGAGGGUCAGCUUGGCGUUUAAUCUUGUCCAUUUUGAGGGUUCAGGUGUAGGACUUGUCUCCAUUUGUAACCCUUUGCGGGCUGUGGAUGAAGGCUACGCUGUACUGUCUGAACUCCACUGCAUCGGCGAGGUACUCUGGGUGGCACUAUGAAGGCUGAGUCCCAAGAAGACCGAGGAAUCACAUUACCUCCCGAGCCCAGAAUGCCCUCUCACCCACUGCAGCUUGAAAUAAACAAGAGGAACAUGGCUACUACUAGAGUUCAUAGCUUCUCACCUACUGCCGCUUGGAAGAAGGACCGACUUGCAACCACACUAGGAUUGUUUCAGAACCAACCGGAAAACCUCAGUUAAUCGUCUGGGGUUAUAUAGUAUAGUACGUUUUGAUUGGUUUAGUUGGGCUUUAAGCUCUAUUUUCUGUUCUAGAUGUCCGUCUAUAUGAUCAAGAAACGAUCUGUAAUUCUGAGAGGUCAAUUCCUGUCGUUUUCAAUUGUAUUUGGACAUUGUAUUUAAAUAGUUGCAUGUUAUGCAGUAUUUUAAGGUGGAUGAUAUUGGGACACGUUGGUGUAAAAGUUACUGGGAAAAUUAUAACUGUCCCACCCACCAAUAUUGCCUUUUUGAGCCCUACUGUUCAAUCUACGGCCCAUCUAUUUAGAUUGAAUCUUUAUGACUUUGUUAGUUAUCGUAGUUUCGUUGUGAUCAGUUUUAACCACUUCAAAGAUGAACACCUUUAAACCGUUUAUAAUUCUAUUGUGUCAGUGGAUUCGCUCAAUAGUACAACAUAUCUUAGUGAGGGUUUGGAAAGCUUUCCCAGCGGGAGUCCAUAUUUUGACGACUCCACCAGAAUGCACGGGCCUGGAGUCUCCCGAAACACCGUCGGAAGAGUGGAGGACCAGUGAGGUGUUGCGAACAUAUCACUCCGGAGGUGAAAGUGCAACCGUAGUGACGGUUCAAACGGAAACACAUGCCUUCCAUGUGGAUCUGGAAAGGCUUUCAAAGUGCAGUGAGUAUUUCCGGGGGCUGUCCCAGUCCAGAAUGAGGGAGUUGUCUGAGGGUCUGAUCCGCCUGGGUCAUGUGCCUUCCUCCAUCUUCCACAACCUCCUCGAGUUCUCCUUCCAUCAGCGGUUCACGGUGCCAAAGGAGGAGCUGGCGGAUACCAUCCAGGUAUCCAGCUACCUCCUGGCUGAUUCCUUCCUCUCAGAGUGUCUGGCGGUCCUCGCCGAAGUGCUCACACCAGAGAACUGCCUGCCCUAUCUCGGACUGGCCGAGGACAUCAGCUGCGCCAAGCUGAGGACGACGGUGUUCACCUACCUGAGCAGAAACCUUCUGGAGCAGUCACACCUGACCCGGGAUGUCAGCCCUGAGGAGAUGGAGGAGCUGAUUGGUCUGAGAGCCCAGGGGCGCCGGGGACUCUGUGUCCUCAGGAAGGAGAACAUCCUAUCCCGGGACGCCCCGGAGACCGCACGCGCCCGCCAUCUCUACAGACUGUCGGAGGACGGGGGAGCCUCGUCGUGGCAACCCAUCUCUGAGCUUCCGUUCAGCGCAGACAAAUGGUGCUACACCGCGGUGGUGCUGUUCAACUACCUGUACAUCCUGGGCGGGUACAGGCAGCCAAUCAGAAGAGGCUGGGAGUUCAAAAUGGCCUCUUUUCGAUACAAUCCUUUGUCACACACAUGGGUCGCCACGGCUCCUCUGAUCAAGUCCAUGACAGACGCUGUCUGCUGCGUCCCCCAGCGCAGGAGGCAUUUCAGCGCGGUGGCGUGUGAGGGAGGUAUCUACGCCGUGGGCGGAUGGUAUCUGGACUCCCUGGUGAGUCCGGACUCCAACACAGCCCUGUACACCGCCGUGGAGCGCUACGACCCCUGGGGCGACUCCUGGAGGUUUGUGUCUUCACUUCCUCUAUCUGGUUCCCAGUUCACAGUGUCUAUGUCCCACGACGUUCCCCUGGCAACCAGCUUAGGUCAUUGUGUCUAUGUGCUGGGCAACAUCCAGAGAACCGGAGAGAAACUACUUCUGCAGUACAACACGACAAAAGACUGCUGGUCGGAGCUUCUCCCUACCCUGACCCGAGCGGACGCCGACCUGCCCACACUCUACUUCCUGGGUGCCACGGACACCCUGAUCGUGAUUGGAGGAAACGCCGCUGAGAAUGUGGUGACAUCAUUUUGUCCACGGACACGCCGGUGGGGAGAGAUCCACGCGGCCUCCAAGGUGGCCUUGGCGGGCCAGGGGACCGUGUCAGAGGAGCACGUGCUGAUGCCAGCGACAGAGCAGCGAGCAGUAGUGCGGCUGGACCUGCAGGACCUGACCCUGAGCGCGCUGCCUCCUCUGCCUCUGACGGCUCGCUAUGAGGCCGUCUUUCACUUGUACUUUUGAUUACUCUCGAGUACUCCCUAACCUCUUCAUCCCCCCCCCCCCCCCUCCCAAGGACGUCGUAAGGCAUUUAAACAUGUAAGAAAGCAAUUAAAUGUGACACACCCCCAGAACUAUAGUCUUAUCUCAACUUUAACUUUCAGUCUAGUCUAACCAGUAUACCAUUAGCUCAAUUAAACACAAUUCCAACCCCAAGCAAAAUGAUAAGCAUGUGAAAACAAGUUGCAUGCUUUAUGUUUAGUAUUUAUGUAGGUAUGUAUUUAAUAACUGUGCAGGUGUACAAGCCCAGCAAUAGCAAUCUUUUUUAUUCCUAUAACAAUACCCAUAUCACUCAGUGACCAAAACAUGCUGAAAAGCAACAGAGCAAGUAGGUACAUCCACCGAUGAUGUCUUACCGAUGUUGUUCAACUCAUCAAAGUUUUGUUUAAUUGCAAUUCAAUCACCAUAAACUGAUAAUCCAUUGUCUGGGCACCAUUCUGAAACCUCAAAUGCUGUUUACGAUCAGUGAGUCCAGACUAUUGUCUUGUUACUUUGGAAGGUUCCUAACUGGGUGAAAUGACCCAGAAGUAUCUGAGUGGCAGCCACAAUAAGAGGUGGAUUCUCUAAAUAAUAGGGAGAUUCAAUGCUUCCUUUCUUAUUUCCUUUAGCAUCCUUUAGCAUAAGUGUAGUCGGAUUCUCUGUAGUCCAUUCCUAAAUCCUUCGCAUCUUCCCUUGACCUCCUGACGUUUUCCAUCGAGGUCAAGGAGAAGAGGUGAGGAAAGGACAAAGGAUGUUAUUAUUAAUUAUUACUACCACAGUCUUUAUUGCCAGCUAGUGGCCUCAUGUUGCACCUGCAUGGUUUGGCGGGGCGUCAUUCAAUUAUAGUCGUCCUGACCUUUCAAUAGAGGGGUCAUAUAUGUCAAAAUGGGAUUAUGCGUUGUUUAGAUACUGACCUGUUUGUUUGUAAACUAGUUUGUAUUAUCAUUUUUGAAUUGGAUUUAUUGUUUAUAUUUUAAGUUUGUUUGUCAUUGUGGGAAUUGUUUAUUUAAACAAUACCAAUAUUUAAACAAUU
Messenger RNA from Gadus chalcogrammus (walleye pollock), 3885 nucleotides. Its product is annotated as kelch-like protein 42. Gene Ontology annotation, molecular function: protein binding. The transcript is spliced from 8 exons. Bases 1182 to 2837 code for a protein of 551 amino acids. The record is from RefSeq and is a predicted model, not a curated record. NCBI's taxonomy places the organism in Eukaryota, Metazoa, Chordata, Actinopteri, Gadiformes, Gadidae.